UUUGAAAUCAGCUUUGGAGAAAAGGCUCCCGGAUCGGUGCAGGGAGCUGGAGACCUUCCCAGGGAGCACAGCAGGCAGCUCUGCCUGCAUUCCGGGGGCUCCAGCAGACAGGAGAAUCACUUUUGUUCGGUGCAGAUCCUCUGCCCCACGCAGGAGAUGGCAGAGCUCAGCAUCCCCUUGCUCCGUGCCUGCCUGGCACUGCUGGCCAUGCCCGUCUACCUCCUGUCCCUCCUGGGCAUCUGGGAGCCUUUCUGCGAGAAGAUUUUUUUCCCUUACAUCUUAGGGGCGCUUUUCGAAUCUCACAAGAGGAAGUCAAAGCCCCACAAGCAGGAGCUGUUCCGUAACCUCCCCGACUUCACAGGCGCCUCGGGGGAGCUGAGGCUGCUGGAGAUCGGCACUGGCCUGGGUGCUAACUUCCAGUUCUACCCCGCGGGCUGCAAGGUGACCUGCACGGACAUAAACCCCAACUUCCAGCGAGGCCUCCUGAGAAACAUGGGCAAGAACCAGCACCUCCACUACGAGAACUUCCUGGUGGCUGCAGGAGAGGACCUGCGCCAGGUGCCCAGCGGCUCUGUGGAUGCAGUCAUCUGCACCUUCGUGCUCUGCUCCGUGACGAGCGUGGACGACACCCUGAGGGAAGUGCUGCGAGUGCUCAGACCAGGAGGAGCUUUCUAUUUCUUGGAGCACGUGGCUGCUGACCCUUCCAGCUGGAAGUAUUUCUGGCAGCAGGUCUGCUUUCCCACUUGGAAGAUCUUCUUUUGUGGGUGCUGCCUCUCGAGAGAGAUCUGGAAGAAUCUUGAGCAGGCCAGGUUCUCAGAGCUGAAGUUAAAACACAUCAGCAUAACCCUGCCCUGGACCCCCAUCCAGCCCCACAUCGUCGGCUACGCCGUGAAGUAAGGCACAGAGCCCUGCCAGGCCUCUUCCCUGCCCCCACAGCUUCCUUGGCAUCAUCCCCCCCCCCCCAGCAGCACAGCACAGCCUAACCCUGACAUGCCAGCCUAGAAACCAUGGUGAAGGACUUGAGCAUCACUGAGAAGGAAGAGUA
Dryobates pubescens (Downy woodpecker) is the source of this 1045-nucleotide messenger RNA. Its product is annotated as putative methyltransferase-like protein 7A. The coding region runs from base 157 to 897 and encodes 246 amino acids. The transcript has 2 exons. NCBI's taxonomy places the organism in Eukaryota, Metazoa, Chordata, Aves, Piciformes, Picidae. Gene Ontology annotation, molecular function: S-adenosylmethionine-dependent methyltransferase activity. The record is from RefSeq and is a predicted model, not a curated record.